Sphaerodactylus townsendi is the source of this 1612-nucleotide messenger RNA. RefSeq names its product isocitrate dehydrogenase (NAD(+)) 3 non-catalytic subunit gamma (gene IDH3G). The transcript is spliced from 14 exons. Bases 253 to 1428 code for a protein of 391 amino acids. The record is from RefSeq and is a predicted model, not a curated record. Gene Ontology annotation, cellular component: mitochondrion. Lineage: Eukaryota; Metazoa; Chordata; Lepidosauria; Squamata; Sphaerodactylidae. Gene Ontology annotation, molecular function: oxidoreductase activity, acting on the CH-OH group of donors, NAD or NADP as acceptor; magnesium ion binding; NAD binding. Gene Ontology annotation, biological process: isocitrate metabolic process; tricarboxylic acid cycle.
ACGGCUUCCGGUUGUGGAUUGAACGUGAGGGGGAUGUUGCCAUCAGAAGUCUUUAUUGAGCGACGUGAAACAUAAAUACAAUUAAAACAGCAUCAGUAAAAUUAAAUAAUUCGUCAUGGUUGCGACGGGGGCGGGAAACUGACGGCUUCCACUGCGCAUGCGUGACUAUCCUCCAACACUCGCGAGAGUUGAGUGGAGCUCUCGCGGUAUCCGGACAGCCGUUUCCUCAACUUCACGCGCAAGACCGCAAAGAUGGCCGUUUCGGUGACUUUGAAGGGCGCCAGAUCUAUUUGGAAGCCGGCUUUGCUGGCCCCUCACUGGGUGCAAGCUCUAACAGAUAUGAGUCACAGGAACGUGACCUCGCAGCAGACCAUCCCGCCUCCUGCCAAAUAUGGGGGCCGCCACACAGUUACAAUGAUUCCUGGCGAUGGGAUUGGACUAGAACUCAUGCUGCAUGUCAAGGAGAUAUUCAGGCAUGCCUGUGUGCCAGUGGACUUUGAGGAGGUGCUGGUGAGCUCGGACGCAUCUGACACAGAUCUGCAAAACGCCAUCAUGGCCAUCCGGCGAAACCGGGUGGCCCUCAAAGGAAACCUGGAGACAAACCACAACCUACCGCCUUCCCACAAGUCCCGCAAUAAUAUUCUGCGGACCACCUUGGAUCUCUUUGCGAACGUGAUCCGCUGCAAGAGUCUCCCGGGCGUGGCAACCCGGCAUCGGGACAUCGACAUCCUUAUGGUCCGCGAGAACACGGAGGGAGAGUACAGCAGCCUGGAGCACGAGAGCGUCUCUGGUGUGGUGGAGAGCCUGAAGAUCAUCACCAAGACCAAGUCGCUGCGCAUCGCCGAAUAUGCCUUCCAGCUGGCAAAGGAAUCCGGGCGCAAGAAGGUGACGGCUGUCCACAAGGCCAACAUCAUGAAGCUGGGUGACGGACUCUUCCUCCAGUGCUGCAGAGAGGUGGCCGCUGGCUAUCCAGACAUCACCUUUGACAGCAUGAUUGUUGACAACACCACCAUGCAGCUGGUCUCCCGUCCUCAGCAGUUUGAUGUCAUGGUUAUGCCUAACCUCUAUGGCAACAUUGUCAACAACGUCUGUGCUGGACUGAUUGGGGGCCCGGGAUUGGUCCCGGGGGCCAAUUAUGGGCGAGAUUACGCAGUUUUUGAAACGGCUACUCGCAACACGGGCAAGAGCAUCGCCAACAAGAAUAUCGCCAACCCAACAGCUAUGCUGCUUGCCAGCUGCAUGAUGCUGGACCACCUCAAGCUCCACAGCUACGCCUCGAUGAUCCGCAAGGCAGUCCUGGCUUCCUUGGAUGAUCCAAAGACCCACACACCAGAUAUUGGAGGGCAAGGGACGACUUCGGAGGCUGUUCAGUCUAUCCUGAAGCAGAUCCGUGAAUCUGCAGUCAAUUUGGCGCAGGUGCCAUCCUGAAACCAGAGAGCAGAGGAAAUUCCUCACUUCACCACAACAAAAAUAAACAGUCUCUCAAGCGAUGCGGGUAUGCCCCUGCUGUACAAAACUAAAACAGACCUUAAUGUGCCCAAUAUAAUUCUGUAUGUAGCCCUUAAACAGGCAGUUCUCCUCUCCAAGGAAAUAAAUGUCAAUGUGACCAGUA